AUGACCUACGCCGGAGAACAUUUCGACGGGGUUGAGCUCUCAAUUCCGAGUCCUGGCUCGCCACCCGCUAUGACUUCAUCGACUAUCACCUCAAGAGCGUCAUCUGUACGCUCCUUCAAUUCCGACGAGGCCGACGACGGUAUCGCGGCAAACGUGGCCAACUUCGAAGAAAUCGGUCUAGACGACGAUUCGAUUGAUGCCUCCCACUUCCGCGAAACUCAGGCCAAGUCGCCUCCAAACCCCUAUAGUGCCAGCUUCGCCUCCGAUAUUCGCGCCGCGUCCGCGAAGCACGUUGGCCCCAAGAUUCAUCCACAGGCCCGCGAGAUAGCCCGUGCGCGGCCACAGCGUCCGAUCCCUCUCCCCGGGUCUCGCCCUGGGCCCCCUACCCUAACUGCACAGUUUAAAGACACGAGCACGCGUAGCCUGAGUACGGGCAUAGGAGCAGAACCUCAAUCUAACCGGUUACCCAUACACGGGCUCUCGGUACGAUCUGCUUCGUCGUCAAAUGCGGGACGCCGGCGUCGAAGCCCGAGCCCCAAUGUCUCGGCUCGGUCGCUGAGCCCUCGAGAUGCCGUCGGAUUGGCACCAAGGCCGCAGCGGCGUAGCUGGCAGUGGAGUCGCGAAGUGAAAUCGGCAAUCGAUCUGGAGAAGGAGUGUGACGACGACGACGACGACGACAUUCCUGAUGGUCUCAUCCUUGAUAAUGUCCCAUUAUCACCCCGACCUCCGAUGGAGAGAUCGGCUAGCCGACCAGGUUCGGCUUCUGCUUCGCCCGAGAGACGGCCAAAGGAACGAGUCCGCAGCGUUGGGAAUGGGACGCCGCCGGUGGCGGUCGAUCAGGGUAGCCUCAAGUCACCAACGUGGAAGAUGGAUUCAUCACCAUUGUCACCGUCAUCUACUGCAGACUCGCUUCAGUCAGCGCUGCCUUCCCCCAUCAAAGGCCGUGCCAAGAGCUGGACUGCAGCUAUUUUGGAACUCAGCCCUGAAGCAAAGGCUCUCACCGAGAAGCUGGAGGAGCAUGCAGAUGAGCUGGAGAAGCACGGCUUGUAUUACUCGACAUAUGGUCGCCCAGCACCCAAGCCGCGGGUGAAAUCGGCCCUGGCUGAACUGCCGCCUCUACGGCGAACCAACGUCAUGAUCGACCCAUUACCUGUUUCCAAGGAGAAGGAGGCUGUACUCUCGCGGACAAGGCCGUCUUGGCUGCCACCGAAGGACCCCGCAGAGGAGAAGAGACAUCUGAGAGAAUAUCAAAGGAUGAUAGCCAAAAGCAUCGAAGCAGACAAGAAACGGGAGGCUAGUCGGAGGGAGAAGGAGCGGAACAAGGAUAUUGCCGCCAAGGCUAUCGUGCAGAUCUGGGAGGACGAGAUCUUGAAGAGGUGGGAUGUCGCUGUGAAUGAACAGCGGACUCGGGAGCUAUGGUGGAAGGGUGUAGCUCCUCGUAGCCGAGCUGCUGUUUGGUCCCGAGCCAUCGGCAACGGGCUGGGGCUGACGGAGGCGUCGUUUCAGGCGGCCCUGACGAGGUCCCGCGAGGUCGAGGGGCGCUGCGUGGCUGGGAAGCCCAAUGCGGAAGACGAACGCAAGAUGGCCUGGUUUGCACAAAUAAAGGCAGACGCCGAGAGAACCUGGGCCGAUCUCAGGAUCUUUCAAGUCGGCGCUCCGUUACACGGGAGCCUGAUCGAUGUCCUUCGUGCAUACACCAUGUACCGGAGUGACAUUGGCUACGUGAGCGGCUGCAAUACGAUCGCGGCGAUCUUGUUGCUUAACCUCGCCACGCCAGCUGCGGCCUUCAUCGCCCUGGCAAAUAUCCUGAACCGUUCCCUCCCGCUCUCCUUUUAUGUCGCCGACCCUGGGGCUAAGGCAUCCGUGUACGCCUUGGUUCUCGAGACUCUGGCUGUAAAGUCUCCGCGACUCCACCAACACCUAAACAAUCCAGAACUCGGCUUACACCCGGACGAGUACCUUCGGGAUAUUUUCACGUCCUGCUUUACGCAGCAUUUAAGUCUUGACGAAUGCACCAGGCUAUGGGAUGUAUAUGUUUUUGAAGGCGAUGCCGUCUUCAUCCGUGCUGGCGUUGCUCUGCUGCUGGAUACCGAGAUGAAACUUCUCGGUGCCAACACGAUAAAGGAAGUACGGGACGUGCUAAGCGGAAGAAGCAAGGCAGACGAACAGGAGAAAGUCGACUCGUGGAUGGCGCGGGUCCGCAGCUCCCGAAAAUCUUUGAAUUCUCUUUCCAGCACAGGAGCAGCCUAA
Molecule: messenger RNA, 2250 nt
Organism: Durotheca rogersii
Lineage: Eukaryota; Fungi; Ascomycota; Sordariomycetes; Xylariales; Xylariaceae
Product: TBC domain-containing protein
Exons: 2
Coding region: 1-2250 (749 amino acids)
Biological process (GO): activation of GTPase activity
Molecular function (GO): GTPase activator activity
Source: RefSeq, a predicted model, not a curated record